This is a messenger RNA of Dermacentor andersoni, 2365 nucleotides long. It is a transcript of the gene Rheb, whose product is annotated as Ras homolog enriched in brain. NCBI's taxonomy places the organism in Eukaryota, Metazoa, Arthropoda, Arachnida, Ixodida, Ixodidae. The record is from RefSeq and is a predicted model, not a curated record. Gene Ontology annotation, molecular function: GTPase activity; GTP binding. Gene Ontology annotation, biological process: signal transduction. Gene Ontology annotation, cellular component: membrane.
AGCUACCAGGUCCCCGGCGUCGGAGCUAGCACGAUUCUGAUCUCGCUUGGAGUUGUUUUCUACGUUUUCGCGCCACUAUUGUCAAACUCUCGAAAACGAUUAAUUGUACAGGGAAGUAUUCUGUGAGAGUCCACCUAGUGGGCAUGUCCAUUUCGUCUGCUGUUGAAGUUCUGAUUUGCGGGGGGAGGCUGCGCGUCCUCAGCAACCAGGUUCCACAGCCACUCAGCACUAUUCGAUUACGUUGGUGAAAUGAAAGGUGGACAUCGAUGAAGAUUAAUAAUCUUGUGGGACAGAUUUAAUCGAUUAAUCAUCGAUACUACCACAUAUUACCAACCCUACUAUACAUAUAGUUGUAACAAGUCAGCAUAGUAACUGUAUGCUACUAUAUUAUAUUUAUAUUUUAAGAAGUUCCGGGUGGUGUCGCAACGCGCGGUUAUUACGAUUUCUCUGUUUAUAUAUUUCACGACACGGGAUUUUUUUUCCAUGGACCAGGAGAGCGUAGACAGUGCCAAACAAGGCAUAGAUAGUAUAAAAAAACUAGACGAAAGCAAAACGCAUAUUUGAAAAAUUGGCGGGCUUGUUACAUAUAAUUUGGAGUAACGUACUGGGUCUAUAGCGGGUAGUGUUACUAUUUCUUUUUUUUUAUUGUAUUUUUAUAAACUCUAACAGGGAAACUGAAACUAAAGAAACAGCCGUCGUCGUGAUCUCCGCAAUCCAACCAUGGCGCAAGUUUUCUGUCCAUCACUACUCAUUCGUCUGGCAACAAGACCAAAACUUGUGCUCAAAGGAGCUGCGAUUGUUGGGGAUAUCGCCGUCGUGCUACCUAAUCAUUGAAACUUUCGCGGACCGCAGUUUCCGCCAGUUUACUUGUUCGUGUUGGUGCUGCCCCUUUCUCUCUGCGGUCAGGGCCCGAGUAGGUUGCGGUCAAUGUGUGUCCACGGCUGACGCUGCCUGCCGAUAUGGCUCCCAAAUCUCGGAAAAUUGCCAUUAUGGGCUUCCGAUCCGUCGGAAAGUCGUCGCUGACGAUACAGUUCGUGGAGAACCAGUUCGUGGACUCGUACGACCCCACGAUUGAAAACACAUUUCACAAGACCGUCAAACUCAAGGGCCAAGAGUACCACCUCAAGCUCGUAGACACUGCAGGACAGGAUGAGUACUCCAUAUUUCCUCAGUCUUACUCCAUGGACAUCCAUGGCUAUGUGUUGGUCUACUCGAUCAAUUCUGCAAAAAGUUUUGAGGUGGUCAGGGCACUUUACGAGAAGCUCCUGGACAUGACUGGAAAAGUCCACGUCCCCAUUGUUCUUGUUGGCAACAAGGUAGACCUGAGGGUUGAAAGGGUUGUUAGCUAUGAAGAGGGGAGGCAAGCUGCUGAAUACAUGAAAGCAGCAUUUUUAGAGGCCUCGGCAAAGCAGAAUCAGAGCGUGUUUGAGAUCUUCAGCACCAUGAUACAACAGAUCGACAGGGCUGAUGGCAAUGUGCCCGAGAAGCAAUCCUGUGUUGUCUCCUAAUGGCUUACCUCAGCAGAGCUGUUCUCCAUCUGAUUCUGUUCAGGGACUGCUUGGAAGCGUUUGGGCUGUGGACAGAAUAAAGAAGCCCAGCGCUUUUGCUUUCAAAGCUGCUGUGGGAUAGCUCUGUGCUGUGCUUAUCGAGAGGGUGUGCUGCUGCUACUGAGAAUGUCGGUUGUCGCGGCUGUAGAAGAGAGUGGCUGCAUGGUGUUUCUGAGUAAUGUGUGCGACCUGCAGUGCUUGAUUUACACUUGCUUCCUUUUUCUUUUUUGAUUUUCUUUUUUGCCAGCUGUGCAUCAAGCUUGGCGAGUGUUUGUAGGGCUGCAGGUCUGCUCUUGCAAGAAAUGCCGAGGCUUUUGUGUCUAUAAAUUUGCUUAGUGGGCAUCAAGUGCUGUUGUCGUAGGAAAGCAUGUUGAUUGACGUCUUUUGUUAUACGCACAAAAUCUGCUCUUGGGUUCUCUUUGUACAAUAUGCAGUGGUGUCUUGAUCUGUCCUUUUUUUUCUUCUUUGGAAUGACUUGUUUAUUUGGAUGUCCUCAGUGGAGCUUCAUUUCUUUGUGACAUGCCUUGUGAGGGUCAGUGUUGUUUUAAUGCCUCCAGCUGCGUCAAGAUGCACUCCCACUUUCGUUCUCGCAAUUACCAUUUCCCCUUGUGGGAAAUAUGUAAAAAUUGUACUUACUCCAUUUUUCUCUCAAUUUGUAUACACAAAACCGCAUGGCUGUGAGCUUUUAUUAUCAUUACUAUAAGGAGGCUUAGCCAGUUAGCGGUGACUGGUAUGUGUAAAUGACAUAAAAAAGUGACAGUUGUACUGCCGAUUCUGCAGAUCGCAAUAAAACUGUGAUACUGAGAAAACUUGCAAAA